AUGGGCCGCUUUUUAUCCUGUGCAAAAGUAUCGUAGUCGUACUAAUUGCAAAUAUGCAUGACAAAUCUCCUUUCUAAGGUAAAACAGCAUUACAGAUUACACCUUUCUUCUUGCCAAAAUUUGUGAUGCAAUUUAUACUAGUACGAUACUUUUGCAAUGCAUACUUUUCAUCCGGGGACGAUUCGGACAUGGAGGUGGAGACUAUCACAGGAAAAAGUGUUAACGUUAACGGAUUUUGUGAUGCAGUAAUGCAUCACAAAACGUUCCCAAAUUUGUCAUGCAUAGCAUGCAUACUAGGCAAAAUCUGUCAUGCAUAUCUAAAACUGUUAGGCAAGAUAUGAAAUCCACCAGGAUCAUAAGCCAAGCAAAUUCCCUACGACCUAAAUUGAAUGCUCAUUGAAAUCAGGCUCUAAAUUUGUCGUUCAAAUUUGGAUCCAAUGCGAAAUCAGCAUGUUCAUACAAAUGAACAAAAAUGAAGCUCAGUCUAAUCCCACGCUGUAAGCUAGUGACGACCAACGAUGGUUGAUCGGAUUUCUCAUAAAUUUAGGGUGAUUAGAACAAAUUUGAACUUUCAUGCUUUACCCCCUUGACUGAGACGUCAGAGUUUGUGUGUUGUUUGGAGCCCUAAACUUUUCCCCACAGGCUGUNCUGUUAGGCAAGAUAUGAAAUCCACCAGGAUCAUAAGCCAAGCAAAUUCCCUACGACCUAAAUUGAAUGCUCAUUGAAAUCAGGCUCUAAAUUUGUCGUUCAAAUUUGGAUCCAAUGCGAAAUCAGCAUGUUCAUACAAAUGAACAAAAAUGAAGCUCAGUCUAAUCCCACGCUGUAAGCUAGUGACGACCAACGAUGGUUGAUCGGAUUUCUCAUAAAUUUAGGGUGAUUAGAACAAAUUUGAACUUUCAUGCUUUACCCCCUUGACUGAGACGUCAGAGUUUGUGUGUUGUUUGGAGCCCUAAACUUUUCCCCACAGGCUGAGACGAUAGUCACCAUAGAUUGAUUGCGACUAAGAAACACUGAAUCCCACCUAGAUUCUGCUUGACAUGCAAGAUGGCCAGUGUUCACACCGCCCGCGUUUCUUCGUCGUUGAUUGUCUUCACACCGUGAAAAUCCGGUUGACAUUCUAUCGGCACAGCCUUGAGCGCUGACGCAAGACACGACCAGUGCCAACACGACAACAACUACCAAGCCUGGUCCCCCCGCAACGAACACGACAACACCUACCAAGCCAGGACCAGAACCAAACCACCAACCACACCAAGACCCGCAGGAAGGUACUAAAAGCGCGAAGAAAAAUAGAGAAAAUUUUGAAUUUUUGGUAGUGUUUUUGAAUAGAAUUUUUGUUUGAAUUUGAACUAAAAAAUUAGGCAAAAUAACCCCCAGCCACCGAGUUCAAAUCAACCAACAGUGGUGAUUUGCUGCCGUGAUAUCAAUUGCUGAAACACGGUCAGAGGCUGUUUGAAAGUAAGAGAGAAUUUGUAAUCAUACACCUACACAGGUGCAAGAGAGACAAAGCGACCAAAGGUGCGCGCUACGAAGCCCGUAACCUUUGCCGAAGCAUCGAGCGAGGAGCAAAAAGGUACUAAAAAUUGUACUUACAUUCGGUCUGUUUUCUAAAAUCAUUGGAAAUUUUAAAUGCGAACACGCACGGCAAGAGCACAAAAAUCGCAUGUUAAUCCUCCCCAACAAAAACUAUUACAGUUUUGGGCGGCGGAUUUAACGUACCGAGCAGCAGGCCGGUACAAGAGCAAGGACCCGACAGCAGGUCACGAAGAAGGUACUGAAUUACAUCGGUUUUUGAAAAUAGAAGUCUAAGCGUAGUUCUGAUUUUGUCUGUAAUUGCAUCGUGAAUUCAACAAGAUGAUCGCAUGUGAGAUGCUGAAUACCAUCUGAAUUCGAUUGCAAAUUUCUUGUACAGGUAGCCGCCUACGCGUGUACCGAGUACAACAGACGACACAACCGCGACGCGCGUGCUCAUCGUGAAAAGAUGGGGGCGCCGGGUGAUGACCAUCGUCCGAGCACUUCCGGCACCGUCGGAAUGCUGUACGACGCGGAACACGAGGGAGAAACUGGAAAGGACUUCCAGACGUUCACGGGUAGCGUGAUCGCUCAGGCGUUCUCGUUGAACAUCGGUCCCCAGUUCAAAGAAGACUUAGAAGGAGAAGUCUGCGUGGACAAGUGGGAUGAGGUCGAUCAGUUAGCCUGCGAUCAGUGGGUUGCUGACGGCAAACACGAACAGGACUUCUGGCCCACCUACACAACCGAAGUACGCGCUGCUUACGCGAAGUUGUGUGGUGCAGUAUUCAAAUCCUUAACCGGAAAGGCCCGAGCCAAAGCUCAGGACAUUCAGGAAGAGCCCGGGGCUGGCGCGUGUGUAGUCUGGUUGAUGCUUCAGAUCAAGGAAAAGGCUAACCCGCAGACCGCCGGUGCCCGCCGCAUGUUGAUCAAGGAAUAUUUCAACAGCAAGCAGGGUGAAGAUGAAACCGUGGAAGAACAUAUUGACAAACUGAAGAACUUCUGGAAUUUCAAACUGGGCGCUAAAGUUACGGCCGAAGAGUUACGCUAUCACUGUAUCUUCGGGAACAUGCGCGAGGAAUUCGAUGAGUGCAACAAGCGUGCCUUGGCUAAUGGAUUCAGUUUCGAAGAAACCAAGAAUCAUAUGGUCGAGGAAGAACGCGCUCUGUCUAGCAACGGAGAGACCACGAAGCACAAAGCUAAUCUGGUCCGCAACAAGAAUUCUCGCAACCAGCAUGGCCCGCGCCCGGAUCACGUUCAGAAGAACCGUGAGAAGCAGAUGUUCUCCAAUAUGUUGAAGAAAGAGAUGCCGAGUCUGAUCCAGCAAGCCGCUGCGAAUCUGAUCGCGCAAAAUCCGAACUUGACCCAGAAUCACACUGCUGGUAGCAAUGACGACAGUCAUGCGGCCAAUUACGCAGGAGAUUCCAAGUGGUGUUCGAAUUGCAAUUCGGAAUCCCACAACACCAAGGAUUGCUGGUACAAAAACGGCAAUAAGGUCAAUAACAAGUCUUCCAAUAAGAAUUCCGGUAAGGGUAACAACACGAAUACUGUUCGCAAGGGCAACGACAAGCCGAAGGGUGGAGGUAAGAAAGGAAAAGGAAAGAAGGGUAGGAAAUACUGAGUCUUAGAUGGUGUUUCGAAGAAAAGUAGCUUGUUACACAAACUACAAAAAGUAAGAAAACUAUUCUUACGGCUGACGAAAACUCGAUGUUAUAAUACAAAUUAUUCGCGAUGUUUUUCAACUAAAUUUUUAACAAAAAUACCCCCCCAAAAGAACCCCCCACAAAAAGAACAACCACCUGGUGAUGAACCACCAGUGACUACAAGUCAUUUUGAAGAAGAUGAAUGUGUGUUCGACAGCAAGCUUGACAUCUUCAAUCCAGAUUCUUCAUCAUUAAUCGAUAUGGAUGAUUUAUUCUCGAAUCUCGAUAAGAAUGAAGAUGAAAUUUGUACCAAUGAUGCAGCUGGUCCAACGAGACAGCUGAAAGGAAAACGAAAAAGAGCAGAGCUGGAGCUUGCUGAGCAAUUUGCAACCCCAGAGAUGGCAAAUAUGACACAACAAGUCCAGGCUCUUGAGUCGACCGAUCGCGAAAUCCGUAAGAUUUUAUUUCCUCGAUCUCAUGUUUCGGAUGCGUCCAAAGCCGAACGAGUUGAGAAAUGCAAUCUGUCACAAGAUGCAGUAUUUUCAAUCGUAGCAAAAGAAAGCGAGCAAAAUCAUUCGCCCGAGUACACAGCAAGAAAGCUAGCACACCUCUACAGCGUUCGCGAAUCAGCAUUGAGGAAGGUGCGCGAGGCGAACGAUGCUCAUCGGAAUAAAAAGGACGAGCAGCACCGAAAUCAUGAAACAGCUUUUAAUUGUGUCGAUGAUGCAAUUUGCGACAGUGGCGCAACAAGUCACAUGUCGGGCCGACCAGAGAUUUUCGAAUCUUGGGACGACAGUAAUCCAGUGCGAAUAACUGUAGCAGACGGAAAAGAGUUGGAUGGCCCUGGAUAUUUUGGCACAUUGAAACCAAACGCACUUGGUUGCAAGCGUGCAAUAUUCCAUCCAUUCCUUCCACAGACCCUCCUCAGUGUCGAGCAACUGAAGAAAGAAGGCUAUAGAGUUGUUUUCGACGAAGGGGGCAACUACUUGCAAAGUAGGAAGACAGGAAAGAGAAUUUUUCUUCACAAAGGGAUCGGAACCAAGCUGCCGGCCGUGGCACUUGGGUUCAACGAAGAUCCAGGUGAAAAGGGUUUGUUGUGCGAAGAGAUCGAGACAGAGUCCACUAUGAUGACAAAGGCUGAGAAAAUGCUUCUUGAUCAUCAGCGUGCUGGACAUCGUAGUCUACCAGGAAUAGUAGUCCGAUGUCCUGCCUGCGAUCUCGCGAAAAGCAAAGGCGCGCAACAUGCAAAAGCGAAGAAAGAAUGCUACAAAGUUGAAAAAUUCAAUGACCAAGUUGAUUUUGACUUUACUGGACCGUGGGAACCUGACUACUGGUCGCAAAGAUGGGUGCUAAAUGCCAUCGAUCAAGCAACCAGCUGGCCUCGUUCUUUCAUCUGCAAAAGCAAAGCAGAAGCAGGCGCAAAGCUGCAGGUCUGGAUAAAUGAAGAGGGACCACCGAAAAGAGUGAGAUCCGACAAUGCCAAAGAGUUCAAGGAACCAGGUAGCACUUGGAAAAAGACAGCACAGAAACAGUCCCCGCCGAUUCAUACUGACUACUCAGCUCCAUACGAACCACAAGAAAAUGGAAAAGUUGAAAGAUACAAUCAAACUCACCAGAACGGAGUGAGGGCAAUGAUGGUCGGAGUCGAUAAGCGUAUGUGGAGUUAUGCAGCACGCACUUUCUCCCACAUAUUCGCCCGAACCCCUACAGCCAAAGGAGGCGAGUCGCCAUUUGAAAAACGCUUCAAAAGAAAACCUUCCAUCAAGUAUUUCCGACGUUUCGGAUGCUUGGUAUACGCGAAGGAUCACUCACAGAAGUCGAAGCUUGAAGACCGGUUUACCCGUGGAAUCUUUCUAGGCUACGCCCAAGAAAAUUCUACAUACCUGGUAGGCAUGUGGUCCGCAGAUGGUCGAUGUAAGAAAAGCUCCAAAAUCCGCUUCGGAGUCCACGAGGUGAAGUGUUGUAAGUUUGAUGAAUCAGUGCUGGUCAGCAAGAUAGAUGAUCUGAAGCCGGACGCUGACAAGUUGUUAAUUGAUUUUCCGAAUCCGGCGCGUCUGGGUGAUAGUUCGCAGCUCGUAGAGCCGAAUGUGCCCGCUGUAGAUCAUGAUCAAAGCAGUCGUGGUCAGGACGCUCCGAGGACCGAUCGUUCGAAAGAUGAAGAAGAUGCGGACAAACGCAGUUCGAAGGAAAAAGAAACCGUCGAAAACGACGAGGGCAAGAGUUUCGAAGGGGGUGAGCAACCUGAGGAAGGGGGCGAGGAAAAUCAAAACCCUAAUCAGGAUUGGCUCGAUUUGUUUUCAGAGGAGGCGCCUGAAAAAUCCCCGAAGCAGAAAAAGAAAGCUGAGAAUGGAAAUCGAAAAAGAAAGUCUAAUACAGUUGAUGCUGAUGAAAAAGAGAACGAGACACAAGAAGCGCCUAGGAUCCUCGUUGAAGGACCUACACGAAAGAAACAUCGCAAGAAGGGCCGAGGGCAUGACAAGAAAAAGCGCAAAGAACGCAACGACAAAGGCCAAAGUCGUGGCCCUCGAGCAAAGAAAAGGCAGAAAGUCAAUCUUGUGUCGUCAUCUGACCUUUUGAAAGAUCUACCGAUGGAAUUUGAAAAAGAAGCAGAAGCUAUAUUCCAGAUUCGUCAUGAAUUAGAGGAGGACGAAACUCCUUACCUCUUUGGCUUGCAGCACACUUGGGCCAAGUGUCUGGAAAGUCCUGACGCAAUCAAAUGGAUCGAGUCAGAUACGAAAGAACGCCUAGCGCUAGAAGAAGCAAAAACGUGGAGGCAUGCAACCGCAGAAGACAUCAAAGAGAUGGGUGAUAAGUUAGAGAAUAUCCCGACGGUAUGCAUCUACACGAAGAAGAGAGACGGACGCUACAAGUGUCGUCUCGUAGCACUAGGAAACAGGCAAAAGAUAUCUCUUCAAGGAGAAAUAUACAGCCCAACUGUGAGCCAUGCCGCUAACAGGUAUCUACUUGAUGAAGCAGCAGCACGCGGAUGGAAAGUUAGACAGUUCGAUAAUUCAAAUGCGUUUGAGCGUGCAGCUCUAGGUGACGAGAUCGAGUUAUGUCGCCUGCCCAAGCACAACAGCUGGAGCAAGAACAAAGAAAAAGGCGACGUUGUCAGGCUGUUAAAGUCGUUAUACGGUCUGAAGAUCAGCCCACGCCGCUGGUAUGACGAAUAUUCCGGCAGACUCAAGAAGUUAGGCUGGGUUGUAUCCGAACACGAACCAGGUUUGUUCAAGAAGUUUGCAAAAGACAAACAGGGAAAAGAGCAAGAGCUCUGGCUAGCAGUUUACGUAGAUGACAACAUUAUCUCAGGCGAAGAUGAUGACCUUGUCGCUGCAGAAAUGAAUGCAAUUUUAGCAGAGUUCCCAGGAAGAGAAAUUCUCGCAGAAUAUGACAAGGAAGGCAAUGAGAUCCGCGACCUUCUCGGCGCAAAGUUGACCUUCAACGCGAAAAAGAGAGUCAUGGAAAUCACUUGCGAAGACGCAACUGAUAAGCUGCUUGAGAAAUUUCACAUGAAGGACUGCCGCGCAGUAGUUUCCCCAUGUUUACCAAAUUCCCACGCAGACUUGGACUCGCCGUCGAAUUCCACAUUUCCGAUAAGAUCGCUAGUAGGCGGAAUGUUGUAUAUCAGUUGCGUUGCCCGGCCUGAUAUCGCAUUCGCAGUACAAAGAGUAGCGACGCAGGUAGCUAGUCCAACCGACCAAACGGUAAAAGAUGCUAAGCGUAUUCUGGCGUAUUUGAAAGGAACCAAAUCGCAAGGAUUGGAAUACAGCAAGCAGCAAGAGAAAAAGUUCAAAGAAAUCUACACAAAAGCCGCAGAGCUAGAAAACAAGGAAUACAGAGACACUAUUGCUUUCUGCGAUGCAGAUUUUGCAGGAUGUUCUGUAAGUUUUCGAUCCACGUCAGGAACAAUCCUAUAUCGACGCGGAGUUCCCAUCUGUUGGAAGUCGAAACGUCAAUCGAUUCGAGCUACGUCAACAAUGGAAGCCGAGUAUUGCGCGAUGUAUGACUGUGUAAGGAUGACUAUGGACCAAGGAUAUUUGAACUGGUUUUCAGAACAAGAGUCAGGAUCUCUACCGUUGAUCUUCAACGACAACAAGUCCGCGCUUGCGUUGAGUCAGACAACCGUAGCCACGAAAAGAUCCAAGCACAUGAGUCUUCGACUACACCUAGUACGAGACUACGUAAAAGACUUGUGCUAUGUAAACACGGAUAUCAAUCUAGCGGAUGGAUUGACAAAACCACUUCCAGGAGAGAAGUAUAUCCAAAUCUUCAAAGCUCCCGCACGAAAAGCUAAUGAAGUAUUUGCGAAAGCCCACUUUGUUGACUUCAAUAAUCUCUAGGAUUGAUUGAUGCGAAUUUCACACAAAGUCAUCUCAUCUGAUUCAUUUCGAUGAUUUAAUGUUCAUUCGGAAGGGGGAAUGUUAGGCAAGAUAUGAAAUCCACCAGGAUCAUAAGCCAAGCAAAUUCCCUACGACCUAAAUUGAAUGCUCA
This is a messenger RNA of Amoebophrya sp. A120, 7643 nucleotides long. Lineage: Eukaryota; Dinophyceae; Syndiniales; Amoebophryaceae. The record is from the annotation of a GenBank genome assembly.